ACUCUUGACGGUGAACUGUAUGAAAAAUUGAGCGCAGUGUUCAGUGCCUUGGGGCAACAAGAAAGUGAGUUGUGCACUCAAACAAACGAGUGCUUCAACCGGAUUUCGAAGGAUGCUGUUAAGAUUUCUCGGGCAUUCGCGUGGGAAGUGUUUCUGAAAUCCUGUCCACUUUUUGAUAAAACAGUACAGUACCAAUUUGAACCAAUGGAAGGUGAUCAAAACACCCUGCUACGCUCACCGGAUGAGAAAGAAGCGAAUUUGGAACAGAUUGCACGAAAGCUCGCCCGGCGGUUGGUGCUUCGUGAACGACGAAUCAAAUCUUACGAGACAGAAUUAAAAACACUCCAAGCUGGUUGUGUUGCCUUACAUCCGAAUUUUCGACCCGCUCCAGGCAGUCCUGUAUGUGUUGUUACAUUUGACUGUUUCAUUGUGUUUGGUUUUCCAUGGAUUAUCCACAAAACUACACCACCAUUGUCCAUUAUUGAUAUCGUCUAG
Molecule: messenger RNA, 495 nt
Organism: Echinostoma caproni
Lineage: Eukaryota; Metazoa; Platyhelminthes; Trematoda; Plagiorchiida; Echinostomatidae
Source: the annotation of a GenBank genome assembly